Clupea harengus (Atlantic herring) is the source of this 1187-nucleotide messenger RNA. RefSeq lists its product as uncharacterized. The coding region runs from base 19 to 1161 and encodes 380 amino acids. Gene Ontology annotation, molecular function: calcium ion binding. The record is from RefSeq and is a predicted model, not a curated record. NCBI's taxonomy places the organism in Eukaryota, Metazoa, Chordata, Actinopteri, Clupeiformes, Clupeidae. The transcript has 8 exons.
UCUGGACCUCCUUCCGCCAUGUUAAGGAUCUGUCUCUAUGUAAGUGUGAUCAUCAACGUCGCCUUGUCACAACAGGAAGCUGAGGAGCCUGCCACCUACACAUGCACAGAUGGGUAUGAGUAUGACGGCGAGAAGCAAGUCUGCAGAGACAUAGACGAGUGCGCCACCCUGGCCGACGCCUGCAAAGGGGGCAUGAAGUGCGUCAACCAUUUUGGCGGCUACCUCUGUCUGCCGCACAACGCCCAGAUCAUCGUCAGCAACGGCGAGGAAGAGGAGGAGGUGGCCGACCCCACGCCCCAGCCUGCCCCCCGCCUCCCCCAAGUGGCCCUCCCACCCGUCCCUGGCCCCGCCUCCGUGCCCGCCGCGGGGCGACGCCCAGUGCAGGGGCACGCCAUCCAGUGCUCCGCUGGCUUCACGCAGGACGAGCACGGCUACUGCCGAGACGUUGAUGAAUGUACAACCAGUAACCCGUGCCAGCAGCAGUGCGUCAACAUCAUGGGCUCGUUCAUAUGCAAGUGUGAACACGGCUUCGACUUGGCCCCCGACGCCGUGUCGUGUCAAGACAUCAACGAGUGUGCCUUCUCGCCGUACAUGUGCCAGGGCGAAUGUGUGAACCAGCCGGGCAGCUACGUGUGUGUGUGCCCAGAGGGGUACCAGCUACAGGGAUCUCGCCUCUGCCAGGACAUAAACGAGUGUGAGACGGGUCAUAACUGCCGUGAGGACCAGAUGUGUUGGAACUACCACGGAGGGUUCCGCUGCUACCCCAGGGACCCGUGCCACGAGCCCUACAAGCAGACCGGAGAAGGGCGCUGUAGUUGCCAGACCCCUGCCGUGUGUCGAGGCUUGCCCCCCUCCAUCGUCUACAAGUACAUGAGCAUCUCGUCGGAGCGCACGGCCCCCGCCGACAUCUUCCAGAUCCAGGCCACCAGCGUCUACCCCAACAUGGUCAACACCUUCAGGAUCAAGGCAGGCAACGAGGGAGAGGAGUUCUACCUCAGGCGCACCAGUAACGUGAGCGCUAUGCUGGUGAUGACGCGUCCGCUGCGGGGCCCCCGGGAGCACGUGGUGGACCUGGAGAUGGUCACCCAGAACAGCGCCCUCAACUACCGCUCCAGCUCACUCCUCAGACUGACCAUCAUCAUCGGACCUCACCCGUUCUAAAUGACACGCACACACACACACACACA